This is a messenger RNA of Penicillium canariense, 759 nucleotides long. Its product is annotated as VIT1/CCC1 transporter family protein. The transcript is spliced from 3 exons. Gene Ontology annotation, molecular function: manganese ion transmembrane transporter activity; iron ion transmembrane transporter activity. The record is from RefSeq and is a predicted model, not a curated record. Bases 1 to 759 code for a protein of 252 amino acids. Gene Ontology annotation, biological process: intracellular manganese ion homeostasis. Gene Ontology annotation, cellular component: fungal-type vacuole membrane. Lineage: Eukaryota; Fungi; Ascomycota; Eurotiomycetes; Eurotiales; Aspergillaceae.
AUGUCUUCCUCAAAAGCAGAGCCGAUGAGCGAACUUCCCAUUCCAACUCAUGCGGCCUCCGAACGCCAUUCCGAUUCCGGCGAAAUUAUUCGGGACCUGACCAUUGGCUUUGCUGAUGGCAUGACUGUUCCCUUUGCUCUUACGGCCGGUCUAUCAAGUCUCGGAUCCUCAAAGCUUGUCAUUAUCGGUGGUCUCGCAGAGCUGUUUAGCGGAGCUAUCUCGAUGGGACUGGGUGCCUACCUAGCAGCUGUCACGGACCGAGAUCACUACAAGAGUGAAGAAGCACGCGAGCGCCAAGAAGUUAUCACCAAGCCCGCGGCGGAAAAGGAGGAGUGCCUUGAGAUUCUUGACAGUUAUGGCAUUUCUCGUGAAGCAAGCCAGUCCGCAAUUGAAUGCCUCACUCAGGACACUGAACAGUGGAUUCGGUUUAUGAUGGACUUUGAAUUGAAACUGGAGAAACCCAAUGUCUCACGAGCAUGGAUCUCAGCAGCCACAAUGGGUAUCUCGUAUUUUAUCGGUGGCCUCCUUCCUAUGAUCCCAUACUUCGUUAUGAAAAAUGUCAACCACGCUCUGUUCAUCUCCAUCGGCAUCACGGUAGUCGUUUGCAUCAUUUUCGGUUUCUCCAAAAAUUACGCCAUCCUCAAGACCAAGCGCGCAGGGUUCUACGGCGCUGCGCAGACACUGUUCGUGGGUGCACUUGCUGCUAGCACGAGCUACGGAAUCGUUUACGGAGUGGAUCAUAGCAGUCUCCAUGCAUAG